UGUGUUUGGGUCCUAACCCAGACCGCUUUCCCAAGAACGCAAGUCACUGCCAGUGGUGCAGAAAAGCCAAUAACCGUGUGGCAGUUCCGUGUAUUUACUCAAUUCCUCAUUUUUAUAAGAGAAAAUUAUCACUCAAGUUCAGAGUCCAUUUUUAGAGAAAAAGCGUCUGUAACUCUGUAUAUUCAAGAAAAUCCAAGAUUUUCUUUCACUGAAACCAUAUGGAAGAUCGCAAGGAGAGGAAUGAACCAUGGUUGUCUGUCCCACAAUUUGGGGACUGGGACCAAAAGGGUCCGUUGCCCGACUACUCCAUGGAUUUUUCAAAAAUCAGAGAAAUGAGGAAGCAAAACAAGAGGGAUCCAUCAAGAGCUAGUCUCGGAAAUGAGGAAGAGCUCAUCUCUUCAACCACGAGAAAUGCAAAAACUGCCCACAAUGAUGAUCACCAGGACUAUGAUCAAAACCACCCUCCAGCGGCAAGGAAGAGCAUUCUGAGCUGCUUCAGCUGCUGUAUGAAGGCCUGAUUUUGGCGGAGUUACGACAACAUUUCCCUGUUUCGAUCAUUUCCCAGAAAUUAGGGAUUAUUUAGCCGUUGUCAUGUCUCACAUAAGUAAUUAUUCGAAUUCGUCUUGCUUCAAAUUCUUGUCUUCCUUGUUUAUAUGGACUUGUGUAAUUUCUUGCACGCGUAGAAAGUUCAAUGAAACUUUUUUUUGAGUGCACCAUGAUAAAUCUGUAAAGAGCCAAUAUUUGGCCAGCCAACUAGCUGCAAACCAGAUCAGAGAAGGCAUUUAUUGGGUUAUAUUAUACUAUUUCUUUAUGAUUA
This is a messenger RNA of Olea europaea var. sylvestris, 817 nucleotides long. RefSeq lists its product as uncharacterized. NCBI's taxonomy places the organism in Eukaryota, Viridiplantae, Streptophyta, Magnoliopsida, Lamiales, Oleaceae. The record is from RefSeq and is a predicted model, not a curated record. The transcript has 3 exons. The coding region runs from base 219 to 518 and encodes 99 amino acids.